Messenger RNA from Myxozyma melibiosi, 1275 nucleotides. Its product is annotated as ketopantoate reductase PanE/ApbA C terminal-domain-containing protein. Gene Ontology annotation, biological process: pantothenate biosynthetic process. The coding region runs from base 1 to 1275 and encodes 424 amino acids. Gene Ontology annotation, cellular component: cytoplasm; mitochondrion. The transcript has 2 exons. The record is from RefSeq and is a predicted model, not a curated record. Gene Ontology annotation, molecular function: NADP binding; 2-dehydropantoate 2-reductase activity. Lineage: Eukaryota; Fungi; Ascomycota; Lipomycetes; Lipomycetales; Lipomycetaceae.
AUGCAGCACCACAGAGUCUACAUCCUCGGCCCGGGCAGCAUCGGCACGUUCAUGGCCUACGGCCUCAACCGCGGGCCAGACCCGCCUCCGACCGUGCUCAUCUUCCAAGACACCGCGACCGCCUCGAAAUUCAACGAGCGCAAGACACUCAAGCUCCUCACCUCGCCCGAGCGUCCCGAGCGCAACGUCCUCGGCGUCGUCGGCAUCUCCGUCGACGCGCUCUACUACCUCCCGCUCACGAUCGAGAACCUCGUCGUCUGCACUAAAGCCCACCAGACCAUCAACGCGCUCAAAUCGGUCGCCUACAGACUCCUCCCGACCUCCACCGUGCUCCUCAUGCAGAACGGCAUGGGCCUCCUCGACGAAAUCUACCGCGAGAUCUGGCCGAACCCGGCUCUCAGACCGCGCAUCAUGAUCGGCAUAAACACCCACGGCGUCACCCGCACUUCCACCCUCGGCGUCGUCACCCGCAACGGCUCCUCCGGCCUCACCUUAUCCUCCAUCCUCAAAGACUACGAAGAACAGGCCCCGCCCGGACACUACGAUCUCCUCGACUACACCUACCACAACAAGUUCGUGACGCGCUUAAUCGAGUCCCCGAUCCUCGGCGCGCGCGAGGUAAGCUACAGCGACCUUCUGCGCACGCAGGUGCAGAAAAUGGUCGCAAACUGCUGCAUCAACCCGCUGACCGCGAUCCUCGACGUCCCCAACGGCCACAUGGCGAGCUCAAAGUACAUGCGCCGCGCGAUCGUCGCCAUCAUCCGCGAGACCGUCAAGGUGCUCGACGUGCUACCGGAGAUCAAAGCCACUUUCUCGACCUACGAGCGCGAAGGGAUGCUCGACGUCGCGCAGCUGAAGGAGUACGUGUAUUCGAUCGCGCGGCAGACGGCAGAAAACACGUCGUCGAUGCGGGCGGAUAUCCUUGCCGGACGGACGACGGAGAUCGAUUACCUAAACGGAUACAUCGCGGCGUCGGGACGCAAGUACGGCGUGCAGACGCCGAUUAAUAGCUAUCUCGCGCAUAUUGUCAAGCAUAAAACUAGCAGCGAUGGGAAUGAUAUGAUAUACUCUCCGGGCUCGGUCGUUCAGACGAUUUUGUCGGAGGAUAGGGAGCUUGUUACGCCUGAGGCUGAGGCGGUGUCAGAGGACAGCGAUCCUGCUCCUCCUGAGGCCGAGGCAGGAUCCACGGAAGACAGCAAGAAAGUUGCAGAAGCAGACGAUGCGUUUCGGGAGGCGAGCGAGGCGAGCGAGGUGGAAGAUAGAUCGGUAGCAUAA